AUGUCCUCUACUAGUACCCGCCGCCUCGUAUUCCCUUGCCCCUCCUGCGACAAGGUCUACGCACACUCUUCAGGCCUCACCAGACACGUGCAAGCAAUUCACGACCCAUACGCGAGCCGCUUCAGAUGCCAGUUCCCCGAUUGCGCCUACACCACGACGCGCAAAACGUCGAUGGAGAGGCACAUGGGGGUUCACGAUCCUAACCGCGGACCUCUCCUCCCUUGUAAAUACCCUGGCUGCUCCUUCACCGGGACUAACCUCGUCAGACACUUAAGGUGGCACCGAGAUCUCGAAGGAGGUACACGGGAUCUCAUGACGCUGGCCAUCGAGGGCCUCACUCGGCCAGCCGCAACAGUUGACUCGCUGCAGGGCGAUGGUAGCAAGAAUUCACACAUUGAUGAUUUUACUACUGUCGACAGCAACUCUCUGGAGCCUGGCUCGACGCGCAUGACUGGUGGCAUAAAACACCAGACUCACCACUGGGAUGGGAAGGGCCUGGUCCUACUAGCUGCAGACGACUCUGGGAACCAGGGUCCAGUAGAGCCUGCGAGCACCCUCGGUGAAAGUGAUGCAUCGAUAUCUCGGAUGGACGAACCGACUCUCAACUCACAACACCUCAGCUCUGCCCUCCCCCACGAUAUCCAUGCAGCCAUUCCUGAUCCAGACCUCGAGACUUGCCCUGAGGAGUGGAGGUGGUUGUUCGAGAUGCUGAACGGCGAUGGCCAAGAUACCCAGCAGAGUCUCGGAUCCUACGACCUAACGUCGCCAUGCUUCUGA
Coprinopsis cinerea okayama7#130 is the source of this 777-nucleotide messenger RNA. RefSeq lists its product as hypothetical. The transcript has a single exon. The coding region runs from base 1 to 777 and encodes 258 amino acids. The record is from RefSeq and is a predicted model, not a curated record. NCBI's taxonomy places the organism in Eukaryota, Fungi, Basidiomycota, Agaricomycetes, Agaricales, Psathyrellaceae.